This is a messenger RNA of Drosophila ananassae, 1216 nucleotides long. RefSeq lists its product as uncharacterized. The record is from RefSeq and is a predicted model, not a curated record. The transcript is spliced from 2 exons. Lineage: Eukaryota; Metazoa; Arthropoda; Insecta; Diptera; Drosophilidae. Bases 296 to 943 code for a protein of 215 amino acids.
AGUCUCAUUCUACAUCGGCAGUUGAAGCGGAACACAUCGUAUUCUCUAAUAUUAGUUUCCAGUCAGCUAGAUAUAGGUUUCUACUUUUCCAAUUUUACAUCGGGCGAAUAAUAAUAUUAAUAAUAGGUAGUUUUAAAUUUAUUUUCUACUAUUUUUUCGAUCUUUGUAAUCGGGUUUCGUAGUGAAGUUUCGAGUUUAGACAACGCGAGUUUAGAGUUAGCUUAGUUGAGAUUUAGGUUUUCGAUUUAGUUUGUUUUCGCGAUCAGGUGAGUAGUGAUAUAUCCGGACGAUCAAGAUGGACCCCACCAAGACCAACCGCCGCACCAGGAACUCGAUGGCUGCCGCAGCAGCUGCAGCCCAAUUGCAGACCCUCAACCCGGGGAUCAUUGUGGCGCCACCGCGCCUCGGUCGUCAGCAGAGAGGGGCUCGCUCGCCGGGUCCUCUUACCCGUGAGGAGGUUGCUAUGGACAUGCUAGGAUUUCCUCGUCGCACUCGUCACCAGCAGCAGCAGCAGCAGCAUCAGCAGCGGCAGGCAGCACAGUUCGCCUCCGACACCAUCUACAUCCAGAACGUCCCGGCCAUCCAGGCCGGCAGGAAGACUGGCUCUCGCCCCUGGAACCUGGUGAAGGAGAUACCGCUGCUGUUUAUGUCUGCCCUAGUUUAUGUGCACGGAGUCGAUCUGCAAUCCCACGACUGGAUCGGUGUCCUUCUACUCCUGCAGGCACUCCUGCACCUCACAAACAUCAUCUGUACCACGCCAUGGAUCUCGGCGCUGAAGAGUCUGGCCAGCAUAGCCCUCCUGGCAGUCUUUGGUUUUUUGGACAAUCUUGGUCGUGUAUCUCGUACCCGUGAGGGUGGAAUCUUCUUGCCGAUCGCCUAUGUCAUUAUCUUAGUUUCAAACAUGGUGAUGCUGAAGCGCGCCUUGAUGAAGAUGAACCGUUAGCUCUUCACCUAGCCGGGCUGGGUUAGUUGUGGUGACCUUGUGACCCCAUAGGGUGUCCAGGUCCACCAUUUUGUUAGUUUAUUCAAAAUUAUAGAUGCACCACUAUCGGAUGGAGCUCUCUGGAGGAUUGAAUCAUUGUUUAGGACCACCGAAAUUUCUUCUUGGAUUGGGUUUUUAAAUUAUCUUUAUUUGGACAUGGUAAAUAAUAUGUAACCUGUAUGAUCGCCUCUGGAUAUUGUGAAGCCCUCUAUAUUAAAUUCUUUCUGUUCCAUA